GACACUGAGAGAGGGUGGUGGUGUGUCCCAGACACUGAGAGAGGGUGGUCGUGUGUCCCAGACACUGAGAGAGGGUGGUGGUGUGUCCCAGACACUGAGAGAAGGUGGUCGUGUGUCCCAGACACUGAGAGAAGGUGGUCGUGUGUCUCAGACACUGAGAGAAGGUGGUGGUGUGUCCCAGACACUGAGAGAAGGUGGUCGUGUGUCCCAACAAGACCAAUCACAAAGAUCAGAAGCACCAUGAUGGUUGGCUGGUGUUUUAUCCUAGUGCUCCCCCUGCUGGUCAACUCACUCCCUACACCUUUCCUGGACUGUGCUGACCUUUACUCCAGCGGGCAAACGCUCAGUCAGGUGUACACCAUCUACCCCGCGGGUACCUUCGACUCGCCUGUGCAGGUGUACUGCGACAUGGGAUGCAAUGAGAGCCAAGAAAAAGGCCGCUGGAUGGUGAUCCAGCGGAGGAUGGAUGGUUCUGUUAACUUCUACAGGCCCUGGGACCGGUACAAGGAAGGCUUUGGGAACAAGGACGGAGAGUACUGGCUAGGACUGGAGUGGCUCCACCUGAUCACCAGUAAGAAGAAGUACGAGCUGAGAGUGGACAUGGAGGACUUUGAGGGGGGGAGAGCCCACGCCCAGUACUCCUCCUUCUCUGUCGGAUCACAGGAAGAGGGGUACAAGCUGACUGUCGGUGGCUUCACCAACGGAGGAGCAGGGGACUCCCUGACGUACCACAGCGGACAGAAGUUUAGCACCUUCGACAAAGACCAGGACCCAGGGAGCAGCAACUGUGCCAAAUCCUACCUGGGAGCCUUCUGGUAUAAAUCCUGUCACUUUGCCAAUCCCAAUGGUGUCUACAAGUGGGGAGAGGACAGCUUGCACAAGGCCAUCGGUGUUGUGUGGCAUCACUGGAAAGGUUACAACUACUCACUGAAGACCAUCAGCAUGAAGAUCAGGCCUGUGGAGACCUCCUGAGUUCCCAGUCAUCAAUGUGCACACUGACACAAACAAACACAC
This is a messenger RNA of Clupea harengus (Atlantic herring), 1014 nucleotides long. Its product is annotated as microfibril-associated glycoprotein 4-like. NCBI's taxonomy places the organism in Eukaryota, Metazoa, Chordata, Actinopteri, Clupeiformes, Clupeidae. Gene Ontology annotation, biological process: elastic fiber assembly. The coding region runs from base 241 to 972 and encodes 243 amino acids. The transcript has 6 exons. The record is from RefSeq and is a predicted model, not a curated record.